ACCAUGGCACUCUCAUGGGUCGCAUACACAUGCAUCGCAAUCCUCCUCGCCUCCGUCUACAUCCGCAAGCGCCUAAACAAUCACACAUCCCAAUUGGAGCGUGAUGCGCAAUCCGAGAAACCUGGUCGCCCGCGCCACAACGAUGGGUCAACUGCAUCUGCGCGCCAACUUCGCGGCAGACUCGUCGCUACCAUCCCACAUAUUACCAUCGCACCGGAAAAUGUAAAUGAAUUCGAAAAAUUAAUGAGUGCGUAUUGGGACCAGAAAGCGCGUGAGGUCCAGCCUUCGUGUGUGGUGCGGCCACGUAAUGUAUGGGAGUUAGCGCAGGCUGUUAAGAUACUCAGUCAGGAAUUCGAUCGACGGAUUCGGCAGAGUGGGGAUUCAAGAGAGGGGCUGGAGCCGAUCUUUGCGGUGCGAGGGGGAGGUCAUAGUCCCGUUGCUUUUGCAUCGAGUAUUCAAGGUGGGGUACUUCUUGAUCUUAGUCUCUUUGACAAGGUUGUCCUUGCAGAAGAUAAAAAGAGUGUGGCGAUUGGUGCUGGAUGCCGAUGGAUCGAUGUUUAUGCAGCGCUAGAGAAAGAUAGUCUUGCGGUUGUGGGAGGAAGGAACUCUGCUGUGGGUGUAGCAGGAUUGACGCUUGGAGGGGGUUUAUCGUUUUUCUCGCCUCGGUAUGGGUUUGUGUGCAGCAAUGUUGUUGAGUAUGAAGCGGUUCUCGCGGAUGGAUCGAUUGUCACAGCGGAUCAGCACAAUAAUACGGAUCUUUGGCGCGCACUCAAAGGAGGCGGAAACAAUUUCGGCAUCGCUACUCGAUUCACUGUUCGUACAUUUCCAUGUAUGAAUGUCUGGAGCGGAUUCGUCUACUACUCUUCUUGGAAACACCCAGAGAUACUCUCUGCAUUCCACUCCUUCGUCGCGCGCACCACAUCCGGCGAAACAAACCAGAGCUUCGAUCCCCACGCCGCUGGUCCAUUGGCCUGCUUUACCUAUCUCCAGUCCUACGGCAUCCAAGGCAUCGCCGUGAACCUUGUGCAUACGUCACCAGAUCUCAAGAGAAAAGCAUGGCCAAGCACUUGGCUCAGUUCUGGUUUCAAAAGCACAUGGCGAUUCUGGAGUACGUGUAAAGUGCGGACGUUGAUUGAAGCGACAGACGAAUUGAAUGCCUUGAAUCCACCGCAGCGCCGCCAGGAAUUCGCUACUACGACGAUUAAAAACGAUGUCGACACAUUGACGGCGACACAUACGGUAUAUCACAAUGCUAUCCAGAAAAUCCGACAACAUAAUAUCAAGGGCAUGAGCUGGACACUUGUGCUUCAGCCACUACUUUCUACCUGGACAUGCAAGGGCGAUGCUAAUCCUAUGGGACUUGACAAUAAAGACGAAGAAGCCUUAGUCAUUAUAAGUUUUACAGUAAACUGGGCACUGAGCAAAGACGAUGGGAUUGUGGAAGACAUUACGAGAGCUGCGAUUGAACAGAUAGAUGCGUAUGCCCAAAAAAGGGGGACACAGCAUAAAUACCGAUACAUGAACUACUGUGCAAAAUGGCAGAAGCCGUUUGACGGAUACGGAGAAGAAAACCUGGAAUAUCUUCAACGCGUUAGAAAAGAAGUUGAUCCCGAGGGCUUAUUCCAACAUGGAUGCAUUGGAGGAUUUAAACUCGGCAUGUAAAGCCAAUACCAUGUAGUACUCUAGUAGCGAACCCAUUUCACCGCAUUCGAUAUUCAAGACUACUCCAUACACCACUCACACACUGCCCUCAUACCCAAUCCAUCCAUCUAGCAACUUAACAGGUGCCGCUAGCACAGCACGUCGGCGAAUCUGGCGAACACCCAUUCUCAUCACAAUUGCACGUGUCCGUCUGCGCAUCCUCGGGAUCCGAAUCCGGCCAGUCUUGAUUCGUGGCGUCGUCGUCGCGCUCAUUGCGGGGGCCGGAGAAGGCUUUGCCGCAGAGUUCUUCGAAGGAAAU
This is a messenger RNA of Bipolaris sorokiniana ND90Pr, 1960 nucleotides long. RefSeq lists its product as uncharacterized. The transcript has a single exon. Lineage: Eukaryota; Fungi; Ascomycota; Dothideomycetes; Pleosporales; Pleosporaceae. Gene Ontology annotation, molecular function: FAD binding. The coding region runs from base 4 to 1662 and encodes 552 amino acids. The record is from RefSeq and is a predicted model, not a curated record.